UGGUGGCAGAAGUACUUCCUGCCCUUUACUGAGGUAGCGCUUGAGCUUCGCCGAAGAGCCAUGUCGGACUCGGAGGAAUAUUCGUCGGAGGAGGAUGAAGAUUACCUACCCUCAGGUGAAGAAUACAGUGAAGAUGAUGUAAAUGAAUUGGUUAAGGAAGAGGAGGAGGAGGAGAAGCCAUCACACAGGGAAAAAUGCAAGAAGAAUUCCAAGGAGAUCACAUGUCGGAAAAGGAACAAAGGAUGUGGCCUCUUCUUAGAACCAGGUGGAGGAGAGGCAUCAAAGGAUGAUGAAAGCGACAGUGAGGAUGGCGAGUUUGCAGAAAGCAAUCCACAUAUGAAAGAAAGUGAUAAAAGACAAAAAGAGGAUGCUUUGUGGGCCAGUUUCCUCAGCGAUGUGGGCCAGAAACCAAAAGCACCUCCUGCAGUUCAGGCGUCUGGCUGCACACAGAAAGACAAGCCAGCUGAAGAGAAGAAUUCAUGCAAACCUCAGGAGGUGGUGGAGGGAUCUGAGAAGAGCAAAGUUGCCAUCACCAAAGUAUUUGACUUUGCAGGUGAAGAGGUGAGGGUCACAAAGGAAGUUGAUGCUACGUCUGAAGAAGCCCGGUUCUUUCUGAAGCAGCAAGAGCAGAAGACUGUCGUCCCAGCAUCCUCGCCUACUGUUUCUGGAGUGAAGCGGCCGAGUGGCAUGAACAGCCUCCUGGGGAAGAUAGGCACCAAAAAGCAGAAGCUCAGCACCCUGGAGAAAUCCAAGCUAGACUGGGAGACCUUCAAAGAAGAGGAGGGCAUCGGGGAGGAGCUGGCCAUCCACAACCGAGGGAAAGAUGGGUACUUGGAGAGGAAAGCGUUUCUGGAGAGGGUUGACCACCGGCAGUUUGAGCAUGAGCGGGACAUACGCCUGAGCAACAUGAAACCUUGAGACUGCUGCAGAGCCCAGUCCGAAUCAUGCCUCUGAUCUGGCUAGCCUCAGAAGGCAGCAACUCAUAGAGUUAUGACCUAUAUGGAUUUUCUUUUUCACCACACUAGUGAAUAGGUGAAUGGAGGUCGCUGUGGCAGGUGAUUUGCCUGCCAAAGAGCUGCUGUGUGCAGGAAAUACCAGAGUGGUUCUGCUGGGCGCUUGUCAGCGGCUGCGGUGGAGGUUUUCCAGAUCUCCCUGCUCCUGGUGGUUAGGAGGGGCAAAGCAAACUUCAUGCUGUGGCAGUAGCCUGCUCAUGACCGCUGCCUGGGCACCACUUCCCUGGGGCAUCAGCUCCAUGGGUCUCCCAAGGGCUGCAGACUCACAGAGCGCCUCCGUGCAGCUGGAGGGCUUUUCUUCCCAAGGACACAAUGCACUCAUGCAUUGUGUCAGCAUUAGGCCCAUUGACCCACUUUCUGAAGACACUUCCUCUUCUCCCUGUGGGAUCUCCGCUCUCGUUUUUUCAUAAACCCUUUCACCAGGAUUUUUUUAAAAAAGCAAGUCCUCUGUCAUGCUCUGCACGAACAUCGGAGGAACAGCAGCGUGCAUGUGAGGAAAGCCGGCAUCCCUUUGUUCCUUUGAAUAAAGUGUUAAAACUUUA
Messenger RNA from Podarcis raffonei (Aeolian wall lizard), 1555 nucleotides. It is a transcript of the gene CFDP1, whose product is annotated as craniofacial development protein 1. Bases 61 to 918 code for a protein of 285 amino acids. NCBI's taxonomy places the organism in Eukaryota, Metazoa, Chordata, Lepidosauria, Squamata, Lacertidae. The record is from RefSeq and is a predicted model, not a curated record. The transcript is spliced from 7 exons.